AGUGCCCAUUAUGACAUGUUGAUUCCAGCGUUGCUUGGCUCGCCCCUAGCUCUGAGGCUUUCAGUCGGCUCACAACAAACCUGAGAUUACAGUUUUCUGAUAGAAAAUGCUCAGUGAGCACCUCAGCAUCUGGAUGCGCUGUUUGGACGUCUUUUUCAAAGGAUCAUAUAAAACUCUAUCAGAUCACUUUUGAAGGAUUAUCCCAUGCUCUUGUGUUUGUGUGAAUAGACUGGUAAUUUUGGCAUUUUGAAGGCGAAUGACACCGCAGUUACCAUCAUUUCAUAUCAAGAAAGAGGUGAAAUGAUGAUUGCUCUUGCCUGACAGGACUCGUGGGAGCUCACUGCUGAAUAUGCAGGACUUAGUCGGGUCUGAUAUGACCAGGAAAUCCCCUGUCUUUGAUGGUUUCGCCCUCCUAUGGGCGUUGCUCUUUGGAGUAUUUAUUGUAAGUGCCACAGUGUUGGCUUGUCCCACAAGUUGUCACUGUAUAGAGAAGAGUGGCCUGGUGGUGGUCCAGUGUAUGUCUCGCAACUUGGAGAAGAUCCCAUCAGAUCUUCCACAAGAUACGGUUGUCCUACUUUUGUCAUCCAACCAUAUUACCCACAUCCCCAGCCACGUCUUCAAAGACCUGCAUUACCUUCAAGAGGUGGACCUGUCGAACAAUAACAUUGAGAAUGUGGAUAUUGGAGCAUUUCAAGGAGUUUCUGACACCCUCCUUGUCCUGGAUCUAUCACACAAUGCUAUCCAAAAUGUACCCAAAGAGACGUUUGCCCGUCUUCGAGCAAAAAUCAGUCUCUCGAACAACCCGUGGCACUGUGAGUGCACACUGCAGGAGGUCCUCAGGGACCUUCGGCUGGACCCCGAGACAGUGAAUGAGGUGGUCUGCCACACAGCAGUGCAGGAGGAAUAUGCAGGCAAACCGGUAAUCCAGGUGCUAGACUCAGGGAUCAACCUCUGCAACAUUCACCACAAGACCACCGAUGUAGCCAUGUUUGUCACCAUGUUCGGA
This is a messenger RNA of Monopterus albus (swamp eel), 1006 nucleotides long. It is a transcript of the gene lrrc3, whose product is annotated as leucine rich repeat containing 3. Gene Ontology annotation, molecular function: protein binding. The transcript has a single exon. Gene Ontology annotation, cellular component: plasma membrane. The record is from RefSeq and is a predicted model, not a curated record. The annotation marks the transcript as partial. Lineage: Eukaryota; Metazoa; Chordata; Actinopteri; Synbranchiformes; Synbranchidae.